CUCUCACUACUACUACUACUACUACUACUACUACUACUACUACUUUCUCUCUCUUAAAAAAAACAAUGAAUGUGAAGCCAGCCAUCCAUUAAUCCAGAAAGAAACCGUUGCUGAUAAUCGAUAAAACCAACCCUUCUCCUCAAAUUCAAUUCAAUGUGCCCCAGCCCAGCCAAGCCAAGCCUUGUAAUAUUCAUUCUGGUCUGGAUUCCCUUCCAAGUGCCAACCUUUCCUUAUCAGCUUUCUGGUUAUUUGCAUUUGCACCACGUCUCUACCUUUUUUCUUAAUUUCUCUGGGAGGGAGGUUGUUGACCUGCUUCUGCUGCUGCUUUGAAACACAUUUAGGGGUAUGUGCUUUCUUGAACUUUCUUUACUGGAGUAGGUUCUUUCGUUUCGGUUUCGUGUAAUGCUGAAAUUCUUGAAUUCUUUGUGAGAGACUGUGAUGGAUCUUGAAACAGGGGUGGGUUAUCAGAGCCAAGUUCAUAAGAAGGAAUGUUGGCGGACAAUUUUCACGUUGGCUUAUCAGAGCUUGGGGGUUGUCUAUGGCGAUUUGAGCACCUCCCCAUUGUAUGUUUACAAGAACACUUUCGCAGAAGACAUCAAGCACUCUGAUACGAAUGAGGAGAUUUAUGGGGUUUUGUCGCUUGUGUUCUGGACUCUCACCUUAGUCCCUCUUCUCAAGUAUGUCUUCGUUGUUCUUAGAGCAGAUGACAAUGGCGAAGGGGGCACAUUCGCCCUCUAUUCCCUCCUCUGCAGACACGCCAGAGUCAACUCCUUGCCCAGUUGCCAGCUGGCCGACGAGGAUUUAUCCAGUUACAAAACCUCCACCAUACCUCCUGCAAAUGGCGGUGCCUCCUCCAGGCUCAAAUCCAUUCUGGAAAAGCAUCAAGUUCUGCAGAGAUUCCUUCUCCUCUUGGCCUUGCUCGGCGCUUGUAUGGUCAUUGGCGAUGGGAUUCUCACCCCGGCCAUCUCCGUGUUUUCUGCAGUUUCGGGCGUGGAGCUUGCGAUGGAGAAGGAGCAUCACAAAUACGUGGAAGUGCCGGUGGCGUGCGUGAUACUAAUGGCGUUGUUUGCUGUUCAGCACUACGGCACCCACAGGCUGGGAUUCCUGUUCGCGCCGGUGGUCUUGACAUGGCUCCUCUGCAUCAGCGCUAUCGGCGUCUACAACAUCUUCCAUUGGGAUCCCCAUGUCUACCGAGCUCUAUCCCCUCUUUACAUCUACAGAUUCCUCAGAAAAACUCAGAGGGAAGGCUGGAUGUCGUUGGGAGGAAUCUUGCUCUGCAUUACAGGUUCCGAAGCAAUGUUUGCUGAUCUCGGCCACUUCUCACAGUUGUCUAUUAAGGUAGCGUUCACGGCCGUAGUUUAUCCGGCGCUGAUCCUCGCGUACAUGGGCCAGGCUGCCUAUCUUUCUCAGCACCACAAUUUCGAAACCGACUACAAUGUCGGAUUUUACGUCUCUGUACCCAAAAAAUUGAGAUGGCCGGUGAUGGUGAUCGCAAUCCUCGCCGCAGUCGUAGGAAGUCAAGCCGUGAUCACGGGGACUUUCUCCAUCAUCAAGCAAUGCUCGGCCCUCGGCUGCUUCCCGCGCAUCAAAAUUGUCCACACCUCGUCUAAAUACCACGGCCAGAUAUACAUCCCGGAGAUCAACUGGGCUCUCAUGAUCCUCUGCUUAUCUGUCCUUCUCGGUUUCAGAGACACCAGACGCCUCGGCAAUGCCUCCGGUCUCGCCGUAAUAACGGUGAUGCUGGUGACGACAUGUCUAAUGUCGCUCGUGAUGGUUGUGUGCUGGCGCCAGAACAUAAUCCUCGCGAUCCUCUUCGUUGUGUUCUUUGGGGCAAUCGAAGCGAUGUAUUUCUCAGCAUCCCUGAUCAAAUUUCUCGAAGGCGCGUGGGUUCCCGUUGCUCUCUCGCUAACGUUCAUGAUGGUUAUGUGCAUUUGGCACUAUGGGACCGUCAAGACCUACGAGUUCGAUGUCCAAAACAAGGUCUCCGUCGACUGGCUCCUCGGACUCGGCCCCAGCCUCGGCAUUGUGCGCGUCCGCGGCAUCGGUCUCAUACACACCGACCUCGUGACGGGAAUACCCGCAAUCUUCUCCCACUUCGUCACCAAUCUCCCCGCCUUCCACCAAGUCCUCGUCUUCCUCUGCGUCAAGUCGGUCCCCGUCCCGCACGUCAGGCACGACGAGCGCUUCCUCGUCGGCCACAUCGGGCCGCGGGAGUACCGCAUAUACCGAUGCAUCGUCCGCUACGGCUACCGCGACGCGCACAAGGACGAUCUCCAAUUCGAGAACGAUUUGGUGUGCAGCAUCGCCGAGUUCAUACGGACCGAGGUGAACUGCGUCGAUCGCAGCGGCCUGUCGCCGCAGAGCGAGGAAAUGUUUGUUGUCGGGACGCCGUCGACCCAUGCAGAUGGGAUUAAGGUGUGCAACGAGGACGGGAUGAAUCCGGACGCCCCUAGCACAUCGGAAAUACGGUCUCCAGCAGCGGCGGCGCGGAAACGGGUGCGGUUUGUGAUCCCGGAGAAGGCGGAGAUGGAGAAGGGGAAGAAGGAGGAGCUCCGGGAGCUGAUGGAGGCACGUGAGGCGGGCGUGGCGUACAUGUUGGGGCACUCGUAUGUUAGGGCGAAGCAAGGGUCGAGCUUGGUGAAGAAAGUGGUCAUCGAUUUUGGGUAUGAUUUUUUGAGGAGGAAUUGCAGGUCUCCGUCCUAUGCUUGGACUCUGCCUCACGCUUCCACUCUUGAAGUGGGGAUGGUGUACAGUAUAUAAUAGUACAUACUUACUAUCGUAUAAAUAUAUAUAUAUAAUGUAGACUAGGCUGGCACACCAUUAUACAUACUGUAACUCACUCAACUCAGCUCAGCUCAAAUCUUUCUUGUAUUAGUUUUGAUGUGCUCUGCUCUGUAAUUAGAAUUAGAAGAAGAUCGAUCGUGUACAUAAGAACGAGAAACACGAAGAAGACGACCACGGUGAUGAUGAUGAUAUGAUUGAUGGGUAUAGAAUUCAACAA
Andrographis paniculata is the source of this 3001-nucleotide messenger RNA. RefSeq names its product potassium transporter 6-like. Gene Ontology annotation, biological process: potassium ion transmembrane transport. The transcript has 10 exons. Gene Ontology annotation, cellular component: membrane. The coding region runs from base 439 to 2760 and encodes 773 amino acids. Gene Ontology annotation, molecular function: potassium ion transmembrane transporter activity. NCBI's taxonomy places the organism in Eukaryota, Viridiplantae, Streptophyta, Magnoliopsida, Lamiales, Acanthaceae. The record is from RefSeq and is a predicted model, not a curated record.